Molecule: messenger RNA, 2415 nt
Organism: Linum tenue
Lineage: Eukaryota; Viridiplantae; Streptophyta; Magnoliopsida; Malpighiales; Linaceae
Source: the annotation of a GenBank genome assembly
CAUUACUUCAUUUCCGCUGGCAAAAAAAAAAAUUACCAAGUAAACAAUUCGCCGGCGGAAGACUUCUCCCUUGCUUUCUUCCUCUUCUCCCUCCCUCGCUAUUUUUUGUGUUUCUGUUUGGACAUCCAAAUUCCAAAGCCUAGGAGGAGCCAAACAACGACUUCCCACUACGACCCCACCUUCCUCUCCUCUUCUCUCUCCCUCUUCUUCAUCUUCUUAGUUCUUCCCCCCCUCCUGGCCUGCCCUCUUCUGCCUCUCCAGAUCUUAACAGCCUGUCCCUCUUCAGCUUCCCAAGUUCGGAUCUUGGCCAAUUUGGAGAUCUACUGUCGAACACAAACCCAGCUCACUGAUUCACUCAUUGAUUUCUCCUCCCCUCCUCUCUCCUCAGGAUAUAUUGCUGACUGAAAGGGGGCUGCUUCACUUCUUGGGCGAUCCCUGAGUUGCAUCAAGUUUUUAGGGGUCAUUUUCAGAUAUAAAUGCCCGUUAGUGGGAUUUGAUUAUGAAGGGAGGAGCUCAAGGGUGGCGUUUUGGAAUGGGUGAUGUACAGAUCUUCCCUGGACCUCGCCACCGUGCUCCAUUGAAGAGGCCCGUAUGGAUCAUUGUCUUGGUUUCUAUGGUCAGCUUGUUCCUGGUUUGUGCCUACGUUUAUCCACCUCAGAGUGGCACAGCUUGUUACCUCUUCUCUUCCAGAGGCUGCAAGGCUUUGUCCGAUUGGCUGCCACCUGCUCCAGCUAGGGAAUUUACUGAUAGUGAGAUAGCUUCACGAAUUGUAAUUAGGGAGAUCUUGAGUGCCCCUCCUGUCAAAUCUAAAACAUCUAAGAUCGCGUUCAUGUUCUUGACUCCUGGUCAGCUGCCUUUUGAGAAACUGUGGGAGAAGUUCUUCAAUGGUCAUGAAGGGAAAUUCUCUGUUUAUGUCCAUGCCUCCAACAAUAAACCAGUGCACGUGAGCCGGUAUUUCGUUAAUCGGGACAUACGCAGUGAACGGGUGAUAUGGGGAAAGAUAUCGAUGAUUGAUGCUGAGAGACGCCUUUUAGCCAAUGCUAUGCAAGAUCCUGACAAUCAGCAUUUUGUUCUGCUCUCUGAUAGCUGUAUACCAUUGCACAAGUUUGACUAUGUCUACAACUACCUGCUGUAUACAAAUGUCAGCUUCCUCGACUGUUUUUAUGAUCCUGGUCCUCAUGGCAAUGGCAGAUAUUCAGAGCAUAUGUUACCUGAAGUUGAAAUAAAAGAUUUCAGAAAAGGUGCACAGUGGUUCUCAAUGAAGCGGCAGCAUGCUAUGAUAGUUUUGGCUGAUAGUCUUUACUACUCGAAAUUCCGCGACUACUGCAAGCAUGGCAUGGAUGGAGGGAAGAACUGCAUUGCUGAUGAGCACUAUCUGCCAACCUUUUUCCAUAUGAUCGAUCCUCAAGGAAUUGCAAACUGGUCAGUAACAAAUGUUGAUUGGUCCGAGAGAAAGUGGCAUCCAAAGUCAUACAAGGCUCACGAUGUCACUCGUGAACUUAUAAAGAAUCUUACGGUAUCGUCUUUCUUCCGAUGAAGCACAUGUGAAUCUGCUUAGAAUGCCUUUUAUAGCUUGGAUACAUUCUCUUCCUUAGCGGCAUUAUGAAUUAUCCAUGGAUGUAACUGAUAAUUACCAUACUCUCAUGUUUAUGCAGUCAAUUGAUGUCAGUGUACAUGUAACAAGUGAGGAAAAGAGCUUGGAUGUGGAUGAGCAGCCAUGCAUAUGGAACGGGAUUCAAAGGCCGUGCUAUUUGUUUGCGAGGAAAUUCCAUCCAGAGACUCUCGAUAAUCUGCUGCAACUCUUCUCUUCCAACUAUACAGCCAGAUGAGUGACAUAGUUUUUGACUCUUUUAGAAGAAUUCUUUGGUUGGAUGAAUCAGUGCUUUCUUUGAAAAUUGAUACACCUCCCAUUGAAAGAAAAAGAACUCUUGUGUAUCUUAAGAAAAGGGAUUUCUAAGUCAGCCCCUCCAGAUGAAAAGCAGCGGUUGGAUUUCUUGAUUCAUAUUAAGCUAAGGGGAGGAUAGUGAUGAGGAAUAUAGUUCAGAGUUAUGGUGAGAAGGCAAUGGUGCUGGCUAACAGAAUGUUUGGUGGGAGAAAUAGAUGAGGAAAAUUGGCUGCAGCCUUUACUUGUUCUCCAUUUUGGGCUAUGGACCUUUUUCUACAUUGGGUAUAGUUAAUUUUUUCCAAGGGGGGUACUUGAAAUUUGUCCUGAAAGCUUAGUGUUUUGGAUCUUCUUUUCUUUCUUUUCCUGGUUUUAUUGUAAAAGUUGGAAAGGACAGCUCUUUGUGAGGUUGGAAAUACAACAGUUGGGACUAUCCCCUCCCCCUUUCAUUUUGGUAAGAGGAAAUAUCAGUUUAGCAGCAGCCUUCAGUAUGACUUGCGGUCUGUUGUUACUUCUUUGUUGAAUUUAUUUCC